This is a messenger RNA of Marmota flaviventris (yellow-bellied marmot), 1540 nucleotides long. It is a transcript of the gene Spx, whose product is annotated as spexin hormone. The record is from RefSeq and is a predicted model, not a curated record. Gene Ontology annotation, molecular function: neuropeptide hormone activity. Gene Ontology annotation, biological process: positive regulation of gastro-intestinal system smooth muscle contraction. Gene Ontology annotation, cellular component: cytoplasm. Lineage: Eukaryota; Metazoa; Chordata; Mammalia; Rodentia; Sciuridae.
AUGCAGGGAGCCAAAAGUCUGACAGCAGCAACCCUGGCUCUUCUCCUGAUGUUUUCUGUCCUGGGAAACAGCGCUCCUCAGAAAUUCUUUAAUAGAAGAAACUGGACUCCUCAAGCUAUGCUCUACCUGAAGGGGGCACAGGGGCGCCGCUUCAUUUCUGACCAGAGCCGUAGGAAGGACCUCUCUGACAGGCUGCCUCCAGAAAGACGAAGCCCAAAUCCCCAACUACUAACUCUUCCAGAAGCAGCAGCUCUAUUACUGGCUUUGUUGCAGAAACCACAAGAAGAUGGAGAAAAAAACUCUGAUCAAAGCAGAUUCCUGGGAGAUGGUCUGCUAAACUGGUGAAAAUAAACCAGAGUACAUUCAAGCAUAGUUCUGUUCUUGUUGAAAACAUGAACCAUGUGAAUAAAGCCCCUGGACCCUUUUACUAUGAUCUUAGAAAUAUGUCCUACUAGUUGUAUUUUUCAGAAGCAAAAGAAAUGUAGAGUUCUAAGCUAAGACCAUCAUCAUCCGCUCUUGCUGUUUCAGGUCCUGUUCAGAUCACCUGGUGUCUUACUCUACAAUUUUUUUGGAGCAUUUCUAAUAAGGCUGAAAACUCAUUACAGCCAAAACCUGGCUUGAUCUUGGUUGUUGGUUUUUCAUCCCAUUACCCAUUUGCAUUCUGAUGUCACUCAGCAGUGGUUCUCCCUGUUUCCCCUUUUUCUUAUUCCUAAGAGAAGGGUCAGGCCUGGCAGGACUGGAAAAGGGAGAGUCUUACUGUGUAGUUUCUCCAGGAGAUUUAAGUUGUUAAGGAAGGAAGUGGAAAUGGGCUGGCUGGGAAGAAACCCUGUAAGAAUACAUGAGUGUGGUUACUGAGAUGGGGAACAGGUAGUUCAGCUGGAACCAGUGAAAGGUUUGCUGAAGGGCCAUAACUAGGAGCUCCCCAGGUGCCCUCAGGAGAUUUCCCAGAAAUCAUUUUAGAAAGUUGGGUCUAAAAGUUAGGGACUUAAGCAAAUGGAGACUUUGCUUGAGUAUAUAUCAUACAAAGGGAACCAGCUAGUUUUCAAGAGGUAACCCAUUUUCCAUGGCUAAAGAGUCUCAGCAAAUUCUAAUCCUCUGCUUACUCUAACUGCCUAGGUCUUCAGGCUUUAUUUGACAUUAGAGCAUUACAUUAAGGUACCCUGGUAACAUAGUGCAUGUAAUAUAAACUAGUUUACUACUUUUCAAAGUCAACUUGGGUUCAGUAUCACCUGAACACAAAUACAGUCACACCCCUACGGCAAGCAUAAUAAUUUAUUUGGAAUCACCACAUGACCAUCAUGUUUUUAACCUAAUCAAUUCAGAGUUGUUACUGAUAAAUGUUAUAAGUGGAAAGUAUUGUUAAUUCUUAUGGUAAUCAGUAUGUAGCCAUUAUUUAGUAGCCAAAGAAUAUCUUUCUGUGAAUGUCUCCAACUUGAAAUUGUAAUUUCACUCUGUUAAGUAAUCAAAAUCAUCUGGCUCUUGUUUCAUAAUUGAAUCAUAAUACAAUAGUCAAGUUAAUAUAACAUUGAUCUCUGCCAAA